Protopolystoma xenopodis is the source of this 2367-nucleotide messenger RNA. The record is from the annotation of a GenBank genome assembly. NCBI's taxonomy places the organism in Eukaryota, Metazoa, Platyhelminthes, Monogenea, Polystomatidea, Polystomatidae.
AUGAAUUUUACAAUCCCACCUCCGCCGUACAUGCCCCUGCCGGCGGUCACCGGGACGGUUGGCCCGCCGUGUUACCAUCACGCCCUGGCAAUGCCGUCCACGCGCCCUCUGCACUCCGCAUGCUGCGCUGGCAGCUUAGAUCCAACUCUCUCCUUCACCGGCCUCAGCAACCACUCUUUUUGUCAAGCCUGGCUGGGCGCCCAAGCUUGCUCCGACUUUUCGUCGAAUGACCUUGAAAUCUUGGCCGGCAACUCGGCGCAGGCCUGCUCAGCUGCCACGGUCGCCAACGCAACGCCUAUGGCCGUUACGAGUGCAGUCAGUCUAACCUCGGCCCAACAGGGCGAACAGGGCCAAGUCGCCGAGGCUCAGAUAGUGCCGCCGGUAGGGCACCUUUCACGGGCCCAUUCGGUUACCGAGGCAUGUCUCGCUGCCACGGUAGACCCGGUCUGUCGACACCUUCGGGGGCCCACCCACACUAGCCUCCUUUAUUGGCCCGACAGGCGGUCUCACCGUGGCAACGAUAGUUGCCCUGGUGAAGAUGGCUGUUGCCUUCUGGCCGGCGGUAUGAGCAGGUCGCAUUCUGUGAAUUGUCUGAAAAGUAAGCACAACUGCUCUCACGACCAUUUGCACGCCGUCCCACUACCGACAGUGCUCCACUUGCGCUCCCCCGCCUCCAGACAGGCCAGCCUCGCGUCCGGCCUCAAUCACCGGCACACAUGGGAGACGGGACCCGUCGAACCGAGACCCGGCCACAGCCGGCUCGAGGCCACUUGCCAUUUGCCCGCGCUCACGGACCUUCAGACGUGUGCUCACAAGCGCCAACACCAGCACCACCAACACCACCAGCACCACCAGCAGAGCCAGCAGAGGUACCGGCUCUCCGGGCGGGCAAACGAGGCUGCAGACGAGCAGCAAGAGGAUCCAGUCGGUGGUGGAGAUGCCAGUGACGAGGCAAAGACUCGCAUUUCGGAGGUGCGCCAGUUUUGGCGCAGAAAAGACUAUUCUGCUGGUCCCAGACUUUCGCGGGCGCGCAGCGUAGACCCGCUUCCCGGUUCCUUGCAUUCUCAAGGGCCGGCUCGCGACGGCGGGCGAUGGCGAGCUGAUUCAGUUCAGCUGACGUCUCGAGCUUGUCGCUGUUGCUGUACCUGUUGCCACUGCUUCCAGCUAGCCUGCGCCAGUAAGCCGACGGCCUCGCCGCACGUGGCAUCGUCUCAGAGCAGCCAGACGAAUCCCGCCUCUCGGGUCCCCCAUACACUCUGUUGCCGGUCGGUGACGCCGGUCUCAGAGACGCCAGCCUCCCAUGCCUGCUCCGGCCAGACAUGUCGGUGCAGGAGACCGCCGCACCAUCCGAUUCCGGUGUCAACCAGUUUCACCACGCCAAGACGUCCUCUAUUCCGAGGCUCGAGCUCGCAACCGCCCACCACUGCCUCACCGACCCCGGUUAAACGAUGCGUGAGUGUCGGCUGUCAUGCUGACACCUGCCCCUGUCUCCACCGCCACACACAACACAGCAUUGCCUUGCAGACCGGACUCGAGUCGCCGUCACCUCAGCGACCAACCUCUUCACCGGCUCCCCAUCCCGCCGGCCCGUUCGUUGCCACAGAUAUGCCCUCUUUCCCUCCUCUGGAGACGGUGCCCUUCACACCAUGUCUGCCUCCAGUGGCGCCCAAGACGUACGUCUCUAAGGCGACUCUGGCACUGCACCGUUCAGAGGAUAAUCGGUUGUCUGAGGCACAGAAGAAUCGGCUGAAUGAGACGGAUCUUGAACUAUCCGCACUUUACGGCAGUCUGAGACGGCCAGCAACCGGCCAUAGUCUCUAUAGAGCUAGCCAGCCGCAGACUAUUUUCACAGAAUUUUCCACUGAAGAGGGCCUUGGCACCCGGCGAUCCCCAUCGCUCUACACCAACGUGAGACAUCGUGUGGCCACCAACACACAGUCUCCUGUCGUCAUGCCGACCUCCGGCUCCGGAAGGCCGGGACGGCUACAUGAACGCCAAGUACAGACGACGGAGACAACUCCAGCAGUCAAUGAGAUGCUUAUGCCUAGUGUCCAGGGGGCCCCAUCGAUGGUGACACGCAUAUCGCACAAAUCGUCAAUUUACACAUCCAACGGAGCAACUUUAAGGGGAGGAGGCGGAGGCCUGGAAUCCCUGGGUCAGCCGGAGAACCUGCCUAUUCAUUUUUUGAACGCAGCUGAUGAUGUUGAGUCGGGCUUCCGUGCCAGGGUGGCCCAGUGCGAGGCGGAUCUUGACAUGUAUGGUGACCUAAUGAAUAAUGAGGGUAAGGCAGAAGAGUAUGCAUAUGUGAAGGGAUUGGAAAGAGCUAAAAAAAAUUGUCAGCAUAAUGAUCUGAUUUUGGUGGGAUAA